AGCAGCUGUUUCCAGACUGGAGCGGCGGCGGCCUGGCUGGAAGUUCAGUCUCGUUGCGACCGUCGGCGAGGUCGUGUCGUAGCCUGCCGUUUUUGCGGCCGCGCUUUGCCUUCCCGCCACGUGCGCUUCUUCCUCUCGUCUCCCCGACGCUCUCUCCUCUCGGCGUCCACAGACACGUCUCGAAACCGGCUUCUCUGGUCGCCACUCUCCAUCCACGGCGGACCACGCGACGCGCACGUCGCCCAGGGAACGCAGAGACGCUUCUCCGAAGGAAGAGAGGGACCGAGGAGGAUUCUGCUUCAUCGAGACUCCACAACAGACCGCCAUGAUAUGACACUCGUUUGAGGCGAAGAGCGUGUGCAAUCGACGACCAACCACCAUGAGGAAGUUACUGCAGUUUUUGAUGGUGCUAUUGCUGGGUGUCAAUGCCAGACGAACGGACGCGGACGCCCCUGUGGACGACAUUUACGGCGGUCAGCGUCGCGGCGCCCUUCACAGGUCUAAUUUCAACAACGGGAACAACAAUUACAAUUCUCAAUCCAACUCACCCUAUCUGCCGUACCAGCAGCCCAGAGAGAGGAAACCGAACAUAGUCCUGAUUCUGACGGACGACCAGGAUGUCGAACUCGGUUCGCUGAACUUCAUGCCACGGACCCUAAGGCGAAUAAGGGACGAGGGAGCCGAGCUGAGACACGCAUACGUGACCACUCCUAUGUGUUGUCCGAGCAGGAGCUCCUUGCUGACCGGCCGUUACGUUCACAAUCACGAGGUCUUUACGAACAACGACAACUGCAGCAGCCCCCAGUGGCAACGAGAUCACGAGCCUCACUCCUUCGCCGCUUACCUGAGCAACGCAGGAUAUCGUACCGGGUACUUCGGCAAGUAUCUGAACAAGUACAACGGCUCGUACAUACCGCCCGGAUGGCGGGAAUGGGGCGGUCUCAUAAUGAAUUCACGGUACUACAACUACAGCGUGAACAUGAACGGGAAGAAGAUAAAGCACGGCUUCGAGUACAGCAAGGACUAUUACCCGGACCUGAUAGCGAACGACAGCGUGGCUUUUCUCCGGCAGAGCAAACACAAUUUCGCCCGGAAGCCGGUGAUGUUGGUCGCGAGCUUCCCGGCGCCGCACGGACCGGAGGACUCGGCCCCGCAGUUCUCGCACCUCUUCUUCAACGUCACAACCCACCACACCCCGGCUUACGACUACGCGCCGAAUCCAGACAAGCAAUGGAUCCUACAGGUGACGCAGAAGAUGCAACCGAUUCACAAACAAUUCACGGAUCUCCUGAUGACCAAGAGGCUACAGACGCUGCAGAGCGUGGACGACGCGGUGGACCGGAUUUACCAAGAACUGAAAGAACUGGGGGAGCUGGACAACACGUACAUCAUCUACACGUCCGAUCACGGUUACCAUCUGGGACAAUUUGGCCUGAUCAAAGGGAAGAGUUUCCCGUUCGAGUUCGAUGUCAGGGUGCCAUUUUUGAUCAGAGGACCCGGGAUCGAGCCAGGCACCAUAGUAGACGACAUAGUUUUGAACAUCGACUUGGCGCCGACGUUCCUGGACAUAGCCGGCGUCGAGACGCCGCCGCAGAUGGACGGUCGUUCUUUCAAGAAACUUUUUCAGAAUAAACACGGGCGAAGAUCAAAGUUUAAGUGGCCGGAUACGUUUCUGAUCGAGUCUUCCGGACGCCGGGAAACCCCGGAAUCGAUCGCGGAAUCGAAGGCACGAGAAGCGAGGAAGCAGAACCGGACGUUGACCAAGCAGCAGUCAAACGUGCCACCGGAAGAGGAGGAGGACAACGUGGCUGAUCCAGAGACGGAGCACGAGCUGGAGCACCGAUUCUUGGAGAACGACACUGGCAGCGACCAGGACAUCUCCGAGGACGAGGAUUUCGAAGAUUCGAUCAUCGACGACUCGAACUCUGAUCCACAUCUGGAUAACAGGGUUCAUCCUGUUCAUUCGUCCUUUUCGACCAAGCACGAGCGCUUGGCCUUCGAGUGCUCGCGGCCGGAAGUGCAGAUGAACUGCAUUCCGGGACAAAAAUGGCGCUGCGAGAGGGACGGUCAUCGAUGGAGGAGGCAUAAAUGCAAAUACGUGGCACCUCCGCCGAGGAUAUCGAAGAAAUGUGCCUGUUUCACGCCGAACGGCGUUGUUUAUACCAGGCUGGAGUCGAAUGAUUACGAUGGACAUCGAUAUAGCUUCGGCAGGGACAGAAGGACGGCAGACGUAGCCAGAUAUUUUGCUAGACGAGGCAAACGAGACGUGUCAGACGCGGCGGCCAGCGAAGAUGCUAUUCGAGAUAUCGACAGGGACGAUGAUGAGUAUAAUGACGGUGACCGGGACCGGCGUGCCAUCGACGAGGAGGACGAUGAGGACUUCUUCCAGGAACUGAAUAGCCUCGCCGAAGACGUGAGGAGGGACUACGUAAACUUGAUCCUUAGGGAUAGGUUUGAUAACCGAACGACACGGGACGAUGCACUCCAGUUCGACAAUUUAAAUGAAUCGGAGUACUCGGUGGAAGACUUUGAUCCCAACUUGGAUAAGGUGGUGAAAGGUCGACUGAAUGUCCAGGACGUGGUGAGGAGGCACAGAAGGAUACGAAGAAGCGUCACGAAGAAAGACACCGUGGAACACGUGACAAAGAUCAUGGAGAGCAUCGAGGAGGAACUGGACGACUUGAAGGCGACUCAAGCACGCCAGUCGGAACCGAGAAGGACGUUCCCGCCGAAAUGUUCGGUUCUUCCACAAGGAGGGGUAAAUUGCUCCGAAACGGUGUAUCAGGAUCCAAAAGAAUGGAGAAUUUCGAGGCGAGAAAUUGUACAACAGAUCAAGGAAAUGAGAAUGCAAUUGGAAACUUUAAAAGAUAUUCGCCGUCACUUGAUGACCAAGCGACCUCACGUCAUGCGUGAUCCGGAGGAUGGAUCCAAGAGUACGGAGGAACCUCACAAACCGCAUCACCACCCUCCGAAGAACCAUGUGAAUCGACAUCACAAGAAACACGAUCACACCAGUACGGUUAAUCCUACCGUAACGACUACCGUUCGUUCUACCAUGAAACAUAACCAAGUCACGGAGGAUGCGACUGCAUUUACGGAUACCACAGUGAAACCUAAGUUUAUCGUUACGGUCGCGGGUAAUACCGAUAUCGAUACGAUCACCACGACUGAACCCACUUCGACCACGUUGUCGACGACUUCCAAACCAAAGAAGAUCCCUCGUCGUCAGAAGGGACCCGUUAAUAACAGAACGGAGGUCGAGGAUGACAAGCCACCGAAGCGCAGGAAAAUUCAACAUCAUCGACGAAACAGUACUAUUUUGACGAACAGUGUACACGACGAGAUUGCGCUGGUAAACGUGAGCGAGACGAUCGAGACAACCGUAACUACGCAGAGCACUGCAAAUCAGAGGCAUCAAUAUCACCCAACCAAGUAUACGACUAUUGCAACUACGACAAUGAGGGAAACUACGAUUCAGAGGGAAACUCCUAGUACCGUCACGAACGACAUUACCAAAGAAACUACAAUGGGGACAGGCUUGCAAACGAUACUGUCAACGGGGUCAGAAACGUCUAGUCUAGGAGAGACAACAGUGGCACAAAGGACGACUCCUCUGUUCACCAGGACGAAUGAAGCUCGUUUCAGGACAACGUUCCCGACUACCACCACUGUGCCAACGACACCUGUAACUACACCGGUAAUCAUCCCACCAACUAGAAAGUUUCCAAAGAUCCAGAAGAACAGAACAACCAACCUGGGACCUUCUAGGAUCGACGUGACCAUCCUGGAGUCCCCGGACAGAAGGAACAGGCAAGAUAUAAUAGACAUAGCGAAUAACAACCGUCGGCUACCACCGAUACUAAACAGUUCUCUGGAAGCUCGCCAUAAAUGCUACUGCGAGCCUGACUUUUACACGAAAAAGGACGAAAAGGAGAUCGCGCGGGAGGAAAGAAGAAGGCUGAAGGAAGAACGUUUGAAGAAGAAGGAAAGGAAGCUGAGAAAGAAAGCCAAGCUCGAAAAGGAGUGUUUAACGGAGAAGAUGAACUGCUUCGAGCACGACAACGACCACUGGCGCACCGCUCCGUUAUGGAGCGCAGGUCCAUUCUGUUUUUGCAUGAAUGCCAACAAUAAUACGUAUUCCUGCAUUCGUACCAUUAACGCGACACACAAUUUCCUUUACUGCGAGUUUACUACCGGUUUGAUCACUUAUUACAAUCUGAGGAUCGAUCCCUUCGAACAGUGGAAUAGGCUUUCAACCUUGACGAUUCCGGAACGUUCCUAUCUUCAUGAUCAAUUGGAACAUUUGAAGGGUUGCAAAGGGACAAGGGAUUGCACGGUUGGGGGUGCAAAGGAGGCGUUGCCUCAACCGCAACAGCAUCAAAGGUUCAUCUCAAAGAGGAAAUACGCUAAUUCCUUCGAGGAUAUGUUCGUACCGUCGACGUUACAAAUUAUUCGCGAAAGCGAGCUCAGUAGUCCGCCGAAUAAGAGGCGAAAAAAGUUACAAAACAGUGUUUGGAACAGACGAAGCAGAAGCUGGCAGAGUAGUUGGAGACAUCACCAGGACGCGGUGAAUUAUCGUCGACAUCGACAUCAGUACUGAUAAUUAUGGUUCGUUUCUCUUUGAACAAAUCAUCGAAGGAUGCGUGAAAGUACUGCCUUAGAUGUAUAUUAAUUUCGCGAUGCAUUUAAUAACGUAAUUUAUUUAGUGAUAUUUAAUUGAGAACGAUUACGUGAUAUUUAAUUGAAAACGUUCAGAUUCCAUUAAUUAGACUCGCGCUGCUCGAACGAGUACACCGUGUAUAUUUUUAAUGCUAUACUUUUCACGGCGAAAAUUAUUGCGACUGAUUGGACGCGUAUCGCGUAUAAUAUACCGUUUUCACGCGUGAUUAACAAUCGGGAACGAUCUAAACGAUCCUUUUUUUUUUUUUUUCUACUUAA
Messenger RNA from Eufriesea mexicana, 4938 nucleotides. RefSeq names its product Extracellular sulfatase Sulf1 (gene Sulf1). Gene Ontology annotation, molecular function: N-acetylglucosamine-6-sulfatase activity; glycosaminoglycan binding. Bases 380 to 4600 code for a protein of 1406 amino acids. The record is from RefSeq and is a predicted model, not a curated record. Lineage: Eukaryota; Metazoa; Arthropoda; Insecta; Hymenoptera; Apidae. The transcript is spliced from 17 exons.